Messenger RNA from Effrenium voratum, 1644 nucleotides. NCBI's taxonomy places the organism in Eukaryota, Dinophyceae, Suessiales, Symbiodiniaceae. The record is from the annotation of a GenBank genome assembly.
CAUGGAGACUCCAGGCUCUCAUUUGUCAAGUGGAGUUCGGUGCGAGAAGAGCCCAUCAGUGGCUCCAGCGGUUGCCAUGGCUGCCUUCGUGCCGACGCCCGCGCUCGCUCCGAGCACCGCGGAUCCGGUGGUGCACCCGCGCCUGCGAGCGGCGCCGCAGUUUUCCUCGGGCGGAUCGACAUGGAGCUCUGCAGCCCCCGCCGCAGCCUUCGCCUUCGCCUGCUGCCACUCGCGCCAGCAGCGCGGCAGAGCCGCCGCGCGCGCACGCGGAGGGGAGGAGGCGACAUCGACGGGCCCCACCUUGGCACCGGAGGAUCAGUGGAUCAGCUCCUUGGACUUGGAGAGCUUCGGCAAAGAGGUCCAUGAGCUCGGAGAGCGGCUGAAAGCGCAGCAGGAUCAGGAGGAUGUAAAGCACCUCCACAAGAUCCAGCUCUGGAGCCGCCUUUGCGCCGUGCUGGGGCUUGGCACCAUGUGGAUGAGUCCAAACCCGCUGCCGGUGAUCUUCCUUUGUCUAUGGACCCAUAGCGCUUGGACGAUGAUGGGCCACCACGUCUGCCACGGGGGGUACAACCGCACCGACGCCACGGGGCGGUACAGCUCACGGGGCUUCGCCCUGGGCUCUUUGUGGCGCCGCGUCCAGGACUGGUUUGACUGGAUGCUGCCGGAAGCCUGGAGCGUGGAGCACAACAACCUCCACCACUACCGCCUCAGCGAAGACGGGGAUCCGGACCUGCUGGAGCGCAACGUGCAGAACUGGAGCGAGGCGGAGAAGCAGAUCUUGCCCUUCAUGUCCAUGAUCACCUGGAAAUGGUCCUACUACGCCCCCAAUACCUACAAGGAGCUCAAGGUGGCGGAGAUGCGGAACAAGGGCAUCCCUCUCCCCGAGAACUUUGACCCUCAGAAGCCCUUGACUUUGGGGGACAUCGUCAUGGGCGACGCCAAAGGUGUUUUCUCCCUUCGGGAGCUUUUUACGCGGGUGCUUGGCCCCUUCUUCAUCUUCCGCUUUUUCCUGUUGCCUGCGCCUCUGCUUCUGAUCAACCCUGCCUUCUACCUGAACGGCGUGAUCAACAUGAUGCUGGCUGACGUCUUGUCGAAUCUGCACGGAUUCAUCGUGAUUGUGCCAAACCACGCGGGGGAGGACCUCUACCGUUUCCAGCGGUCCUGCAAGCCAAAGAGCCCCACCUUCUACCUCCGCGCCAUCACUUCCUCCGUGAACUUCGACACCGGGGGCGACCUCAACGACUUCAUGCACGGGUGGCUGAACUACCAGAUCGAGCACCACUGCUGGCCGGACCUGUCCAUGCGCAGCUACCAGAAGGCUCAGCCGGAGCUGCAGCGCAUCUGCGAGAAGCAUGGGGUGCCCUAUGUCCAGGAGAACGUCUUCGUGCGGCUGAAGAAGACCUUGGACAUCGCACGGGGGAAGGCGCACAUGCGCUGGUUCCCGGACAGCCACGAGAGGGAGGCCGAUAUGAUGGUCUGGAAGGACCAAUUGGUGAGCGCGUGACUUUUUGCGGCGGCGCGUCACGGCCGGGCAUUUGAUGGGCCGGCCCAAAGGUAGGCGCGUAAGCCGACAGUCUUGCGCUUGGCCGCCUUGGCCACAAUUUUCUCUCGAACUGCAGGCAGCGGAAGGAGUGUGGGGGCUGG